AAACUAAAUCAAUGACAGAAAAUCAUAACUGACGUACACACUUUCAGAACGUUAGUUUUUAAUGUUGAUUUUUGUGGAAAAACAGCGGAGGAAUCAGAAUUCUCAUUUUUAUUAAAAUUAUGCUAUAAAAUUGCGAAUAUGGACGAAGAAAAAACGGAAACCCUGGAUCUAUCGAGGCGUGGAUUAAAGAAAAUAGAGAAAGCGACUGCCGAGGAAUCAACGACAGUUAUUAAUUUAAUCCUCGAUCAAAAUGAAUUACAACGUCUCGACAACCUGGACACAUACAGCCGAGUCGAGAAUUUGUCAAUCUGCAAUAACUUCCUUCUCCGCAUGCACGGAGUGUCCCGGAUGACAAACAUCAGAGUCCUCGCCCUGAACAAUAAUGGGAUCCUACAAAUUGAGGGAUUGAAGGACUUGAUCUACUUAAAAGUAUUAAAACUAGCUGGUAACAACAUAAAGUCGAUCGAGCACCUGAACAACAACAUGCACAUUGAGCACCUAGACUUGUCCAACAACCAGAUCUCCUUCGUGGCCGACAUCUCCUAUAUGAAGAGCUUAAAGAAUCUAAACCUAGAGCGCAACCGCAUAGCCGACCUGCGGCAGUGCGACCGCUACCUGCCGCCCGCGCUCGCGCAGCUCGGGCUCGCCCACAACAACAUACAGGACCUGAACGAAGUGUCCCACCUUGUGCACUUGACCCAGCUCGAGGGGCUGACCGUGCAGGGCAACCCGUGUGUGAGCAUGAGCGGGAAGGAUAAAGUAGGUUUCGACUACCGGCCAUUUGUUCUGAACUGGAUCAUGAGCGUCAAGUCUAUUGAUGGAUUCGGCGUCAGCGCCAUUGAAAGUUUAAAAGCGGAAUGGCUGUACAGCCAGGGCAAGGGGCGGCACUUCCGAGCGGGCCAGCAGCGCGAGCUCGGCGCCUACCUCGCCGCCACCUGCCCGCUCACUGCCGAGUCACUGGAUACUGAGGACCAGAGGAAACUGAGGCUUAUACUCAGCAAGGCGCAGCACCAUCAACAGCAGUUGAAGGAGCACACCCCCAGUCCCGUCAAGUCUAAAUUGCAGUCGCCGAGGAUGCAAUCCCGCAUAACCCCCCGCCACAUGGGCCGCUCGCCCGACCGCAUGUCGUCAUCCUACCACUCGCCAGUGACGUCAUCUGACGCACGCCCCGUGACGUCAGACCGAGUGACGUCAGACCUGCACCGAGUGACGUCAGCCAGCGCCAUGACGCAGAGCUGUGACGCCGCCGCGUUCGCUGAUACUGCGUUCAGUGAGAAACGGGAUAGAGAAGCCCACACAACACCACAACAACAACAACAACAAAUACCAACACAUCAACCAAACAAGCCAGUGAACCAAAACUUAGAAGCUGCGUCCAAAAUGGUCCCCGUACCAGAAUCCCUCAUGAGCCCUGACUACCAAGACCCCAUCUAUGACAUUCAAAAACCUCGCGUAUUACCUGGCGGUAUGGUCUCUAAUACCUCGUCAAGCAACAGCAGCAUAGUCGAAGAGAAACGGCAGAUAGUCCAACCGAAUAGUAUAAAUAAGAACCAUAAAUCGUCGCCGAAGUUGAGCAAAAGUGCGACUUCUAGCCCGAAGUUAAGGUCUAAAUUGGAGCAAAGGAAGAAUAGCCUUACGCCGCGGGAGAAUGGAAAGGUUAAUGGGGUGGCUGACAGGGUCGAAGAGAAGGAAAAAGGUACACAAAGGCGCACAGUCAAAGCCGAAGAGACGUCAGCGGCCAUCACGAUCCAGCGAAUGUGGCGCGGCUACCGCAGCCGCAGCCUCAACAAGGACACGUUGCGGAUAUUACACGCCAUCCAGGCGUGCCGCGCGAGGCAGCACAUACAGCGGUUAACGUGCGACAUGGAGGCGACCAAAGCGGCGCUGGACAGCGAGCGCAAGAUUCAGCAGCUGCAGAUGCAGGCCAUCAACGCGCUGUGGAAGAAAGUCUCCACUAUUCAGGAUUCACAAAAGAAGUCUUCGGAAUGUGAUGACAACACGGAGGUGUUGAAACAGCUGACGGAGACUUGCUUCAACCUUCAGAGCCAGGUGGUAGAGCUACAAGGCUGCAUGCAGCAAGUGUUGCGAGCGGUGUCCAGAAGCAGCGCCACGCCCGUCGCCACGCAGACGGAUAUAUGUGCCGUUAUUACUCCUCAGGAGGACCGCUGCACGUGGCUGAAGCGUCCCCAAUCUCUGCCUCUCGCCACCUCGACCGUGCCCGCGCCGCCGCCACUGCACGAUAUGCAACACAAAACCGAACCACUAGACCUCGAUACGGCAGACGUCGAGCGAACAGAAUCGAACAUCGAAGAGAUACAGACAGACCAAAGUGAACAAGAAAAACUCGAGCCAACAGAACAAAACACAAUAUCGGAACACAAAGAUACCAAUGUCACAACCGACUGAUGCCCCAAACCCUUAGCCCCAUAGAAUUAAGGUUCAAUGUAGGUAAGUACCGCUAAAGCUGA
Molecule: messenger RNA, 2468 nt
Organism: Plutella xylostella (diamondback moth)
Lineage: Eukaryota; Metazoa; Arthropoda; Insecta; Lepidoptera; Plutellidae
Gene: Cep97
Product: centrosomal protein 97kDa
Biological process (GO): negative regulation of cilium assembly
Cellular component (GO): centrosome
Molecular function (GO): protein binding
Source: RefSeq, a predicted model, not a curated record